Aspergillus udagawae is the source of this 261-nucleotide messenger RNA. RefSeq lists its product as uncharacterized. The transcript is spliced from 2 exons. Lineage: Eukaryota; Fungi; Ascomycota; Eurotiomycetes; Eurotiales; Aspergillaceae. Bases 1 to 261 code for a protein of 86 amino acids. The record is from RefSeq and is a predicted model, not a curated record.
AUGGCAGAACUCUCCAAAGAAGCCAUCAUCCUCAUCGUUAUUGUCGGCUGCGUGGUGUCGGUCCUGAUCGGCUACUCUAUCCAUUAUAUCUCCUCGGGGGGCUUCCGCGAUGACCAGACGGAAAAGGACAUGACGUACGAGCAGAAGGAGUAUAUGCGGAGGAUCCUUGUUGAGAGGGAAGAGGAGGAAAGGAAGGGGUGGCUUGGGGGUGGCUUGGGUGCCAUUCGUGACGACAGACCUGCUGGACAGGUAAUCGUCUAA